This is a messenger RNA of Phycomyces blakesleeanus NRRL 1555(-), 864 nucleotides long. RefSeq names its product glycoside hydrolase family 17 protein. Gene Ontology annotation, biological process: carbohydrate metabolic process. The transcript is spliced from 5 exons. Gene Ontology annotation, molecular function: hydrolase activity, hydrolyzing O-glycosyl compounds. NCBI's taxonomy places the organism in Eukaryota, Fungi, Mucoromycota, Mucoromycetes, Mucorales, Phycomycetaceae. The coding region runs from base 1 to 864 and encodes 287 amino acids. The record is from RefSeq and is a predicted model, not a curated record.
AUGAAACUUGCUCAAUCUUUGAAGCCAGAAAAGAAUCUGCCAAGUCUUUUACUAGCCACUCUAGCAAAAGCUGAGUACUUUUAUGGACUAAAUUAUGGCAUCAAUCAAGACAGUUGCCCUACUCUAGAAGACGUCAAAAAAGAUCUUACUGCCUUAAAACCGUACACAAACCGUAUUCGUAUCUUCUCAUUAUCAGUUUGUAACCAAGCCGAGCUUGCUCUUCAGGCCACUCAAGAGCUGGGAAUGCAGCUCUAUCUUGGUAUGUGGGUUGACCGCCCAGACACUUUUGACAAUGAGAUGAAGGCUCUCGAUAAUAUUGCUUCAAAGUAUGGCUUCAGCAAUGUGGAUGCCAUCAUUGUCGGAUCAGAGGUACUUUAUCGUAACGACACCGAUUCUGCUUCUUUGGCCAAUUAUAUCAAGAAAGUUAAGGAUACCAUUGGCCCAAAGGGGGUCAAGGUAACUACUGCCGAUGUGUACUAUGAGCUCCCUCCUGAUGUCGUCCAGGAACUUGACUUCGUUAUGAUUUACUGGGAAGGUGUUUCUGUUCAAGAUGGAGCAUCUACCUUAAUGAACCACUAUGACCAUGUGGUAACCAUUGCUCAAGGAAAGCCCGUCAAAAUAUCUGAAACAGGAUGGCCAUCAGCCGGUGAUAACUUUGGUGAUGCUGUUCCAUCCCCUGAAAAUCAAAAGACGUACCUUGCCGCUGUUCUCUGUGAGGCUAAGAAAAGAAAUAUCGAUAUUCUUUGGUUUUCUGCCAAAGAUGAGCCUUACCGCUCUGGAGUAGAGGCCCAUUGGGGUAUUCUCAACGCAAACAAUACUCUCAAGAGCAACAUUCCACUUUCUACUCUCCAGAAUCCCUGUUAA